Molecule: messenger RNA, 674 nt
Organism: Euleptes europaea (tarantolino)
Lineage: Eukaryota; Metazoa; Chordata; Lepidosauria; Squamata; Sphaerodactylidae
Gene: TRAPPC5
Product: trafficking protein particle complex subunit 5
Exons: 2
Coding region: 67-633 (188 amino acids)
Biological process (GO): endoplasmic reticulum to Golgi vesicle-mediated transport
Cellular component (GO): TRAPPII protein complex; TRAPPI protein complex; TRAPPIII protein complex
Source: RefSeq, a predicted model, not a curated record
GCAGCUGUUCUCCCUGGGGAAAAGGGAAUCGUUUCUCACACCUGCGCGACGAGAGUAAAAAGCACCAUGGACGCACGCUUUACUCGUGGGAAGUCGGCUAUCCUUGAGAGGUCGCUCACCCGCCCAAAGACAGAUGUCAGCCUUAGUGCCUUUUCGCUACUCUUCUCUGAGAUUGUGCAGUACUGCCAGAACCGGGUGUACUCGGUCUCAGAGCUUCAGAACAAGCUUUCUGAACUUGGCCAGCAGGUGGGAGCCCGCAUCCUGGACGUUCUGGUGAUGCGGGAGAAGAACGGCAAGCGAGAAACGAAAGUCAUCAACAUCCUGCUCUUCAUCAAGGUGACUGUGUGGAAGGCGCUCUUUGGGAAGGAGGCUGAUAAGCUGGAGCAAGCCAACGACGAUGACAAGACCUACUACAUCAUUGAAAAGGAGCCCCUCAUCAACACGUACAUUUCGGUGCCCAAGGAGAACAGCACUCUCAACUGUGCCUCCUUCACCGCUGGCAUUGUGGAGGCCAUGCUCACCUGCAGCGGUUUCCCUGCGAAGGUCACGGCCCACUGGCACAAGGGCACCACCCUCAUGAUCAAAUUUGAUGAGUCGGUUAUAGCACGGGACAAAGCUCUGGACGGCCGCUGAGUACCUGCCGUCUGAACUAAUCCGAUUUGCUCUUGUAUAUA